CGGAUCCUCCCUCCCCUCCGGACUCCCUGGGGGGGGGAGGCUCCCGGUGCCAAUGUGCCCGACUCUGAGCCCAGGCUUCCCAGAAAGUCUGCCCCGGGACUGCAGCAACAUCACCACCCUGCGGACGGACAGCAACCCCACCCUGAGCUCCUUCAUGUUUGCCGCCGGGGUGGUGGGCAACGUGGCGGCCCUGGCCAUCCUGGGGGUCCACCGGAAGGAGCAGCGCGCCAAGACCUCCUCCUUCUGCAUCCUGGUGACCGGCCUGGCAGUCACUGACCUGGUGGGCACCUGCGUGGUGUCUCCGGUGGUCUUUGUGGCCUACUCCUGCAACUCCACCCUGGUGGGCAUGGUGGGGGGCAGGGACUGGCUCUGCGACCUCUUUGCCUUCUGCAUGAUGUUCUUCAGCCUGGCGGCCAUGUUCCUCCUCUGCGCCAUGGCCGUGGAGCGGUGCCUGGCCAUCAGCUACCCCUACGUUUACUCCCAGCACCACAUCCGCAGGUGGGUCAGGCUCUCCUUGCCCGCCAUCUACACCUUCAGCGGCCUGUUCUGCGCCUUGCCCUUCCUGAAGGUGGGCAAAUUCAAGCAGUACUGCCCGGGGACCUGGUGUUUCGUCCAGAUGGACAAGGACAUGGUCCUGGGCUACGAUGUCGCCUUCUCCUUGUCCUAUGCCACCGUCAUGGCCCUCCUGAUCGUCGCCAUCUUCCUCUGCAAUGGCCUGGUCAUCCUCAGCCUGUGCCAGAUGUACCAGAAACAGAAACAGCGCCGGAGGGGCUCCAUCAACGCCAGCCAGCGCCGCCGGAAGAGCUGGUUCAGCCGCGGGGAGGAAGAGGUGGACUACCUGAUCUUGCUCGCCCUUAUGACAGUCAUCUUUGUCAUCUGCACAUUGCCCCUCACAAUCCGAGCCUAUAUUGGUGGCAUCGAUCCAGACCACAGGGAGGCGGAUGACAUGAUCGCCUUCCGCCUGAGCGCGCUCAACCCCAUCGUGGACCCCUGGCUCUUCAUCAUAUUCCGCCACGCUGUCUUCCGCAGCGUCCGCAGCUUCUUCUGCUCCCAGCUUAGCUGGCCCUGCUGGUUUCGGCCACCGAAAGGGACCACCACGCUCAGAACGCAAGACAGCCUCCCGUGCCAAGCCCAGUCGUCCUGCUGAGGCGGCCCUGGCCCAA
Molecule: messenger RNA, 1163 nt
Organism: Candoia aspera
Lineage: Eukaryota; Metazoa; Chordata; Lepidosauria; Squamata; Candoiidae
Gene: PTGIR
Product: prostaglandin I2 receptor
Exons: 2
Coding region: 53-1147 (364 amino acids)
Biological process (GO): positive regulation of cytosolic calcium ion concentration; inflammatory response; negative regulation of smooth muscle cell proliferation
Cellular component (GO): plasma membrane
Molecular function (GO): prostacyclin receptor activity
Source: RefSeq, a predicted model, not a curated record